UAUUAUACUACUUGUGUUUAUUGUGACUGGCACGUUCUUUCUCCUUGAAGGUCUGUUCCUGGGUGGUGGUGAGAUAAAAGUCCUUUUUCUCCCUCAGGCGCUCAUCCCUGCCUCUGAGAUCAAGAAUGGCUUAUUCUAGUUCAACACAGGACUUUGUCGCACUUUCAGAUCUGCAUCCAAGUCUUGCUCGUCCUAAUGUAAUCGGUGUGGUUAUUGGGAAAACAGAUGUCAGAGGCUUUCCAGACAGAAAAAACAUUGGGUCUGAAAGAUACACCUUCAGUUUUACUAUUCGUGAUUCACCAACUUACUUCAUAAAUGUAAAUUCUUGGGGCAGAGAAGAGUACAUUAAAUCCCUUUCAGAAAGCUUCAGAGUUGGUGACUGUGUUACAAUUGAAAAUCCUUUAAUUCAGUCGAAGGAAGCAGAAAGAGAAGAGAAAUUCAACCCUGUAACUCCUAGUUGCUACAAACUAAUCCUCAGUGAAAACCACUCAGUCGUCAGAACGUUUUCCUGUUAUGAAAUGGACACCAAACUGCUUUCUCUGCUGCAUCUGCCUGUCAAGGACCCUCAGGAUUAUUAUUCACUGGGUGAUAUCAUUGCAAAUGGACAGAGCCUUGAUGGAAGGAUCCUUAAUCUGCUUGCAGCUGUCAUGUCAGUUGGGGAGCCAAAGUAUUUCAUUACUUCAGACAAAAGGAAAGGUCAGAGGUGUGAAGUAAAGCUGUAUGAUGAAACAGAGAUGUCUUUUCCAAUAGUCUGUUGGGAUAAUGAAUCCAUCCAGCUUGCACAGAGUUGGAUCCCACGAGAAACAGUGAUAUUUGCAUCAGAUGUGAAGAUAAAUUUUGACAAAUUUAGGAACUGUAUGACUGCAACUGUGAUAUCAAAAACCAUCAUUACAACUAAUCCAGAAACAGCAGAAGCAAAUGUUCUCUUCAGCUUCAUAAAAGAGAGCGCACAAUCAGGAGGCUUGUAUGACAAAGUGAUGCAGCAGUCAAAAGACUCUGUUAACUUGGAGACUAUAGUUGAUGUUUAUACUGUGGAACAGCUGAAGGAAAAAGCUUUACAGAGUGAUGUGAAACUUGAAACCAUCUAUGGAGUUAUUUAUGGAUACAUUUCUACUCUGAACAUUGAUGAUAAUGCAUCUAAAGUUGUGCGCAACAGAUGUUCAACGUGUCGUUUCAUAGUGAAUGAAGUGUCAAACACAUGCACUUUCUGCAGUGAUACCUCUUCAGACCUAAAGUCCAUUUUUGCAAGCUUUGAGAUACCUAUUGAUGUGACAGAUCACACAGGCACUCUUUAUUCUUGUUACCUGUCUGACUGUGUGGCUGAGGAAGCAUUAGGAUGCACAGUCCAGGAAUUCCUCGCUCUUGCAGAGGACAAGAAGACUGCAUUGAAAUGGCAACUUCUUUUGGAACGAAGCAAGAUUUAUUUUAAAAUUACUGUGUCACCCAGCUGGAGAACUGGAAUGAAAGUAAAUGUUCUUUCAUGCAAACUGGCAGACCCUAUCGAGGCAAGUCAAACCUUGCUCAGGAAAGAGAUUGGAAAUAAGAGUUUACGCCAUUAAUAACAGCCAGGAAAAGACUUCCAUCACUGUAUUAUUAGAGGUAGAAUAUUGCUGUUGUUGUAUUUUCUAAGUAGAAGGAACACGCAUUACUAAUACCUGUAAGUGGGCUUCUGUGUUGAUCCUUUUCAGGUGAUUGUACUUUAAGAAGUGUACUAGGGCCUCAGCUAAAGCAAAGUUAUUUCCACUGAAUUCAACCCCUUGCAAGGGGGGUGGAAGCUUCCUCUACUGUUAGAGUAUCUCUGAAAGAAUCAGAAACAACAAAUAGUAGGAGACAGGUCUGUUGGAGUGCUGUGUUUUUAACUGCCUUGCUACUUACAUGCUACUUCUGUGUUAGUUCAGCAAAUAAAGACCCACUUUCAAAUAC
Messenger RNA from Neopsephotus bourkii (Bourke's parrot), 1923 nucleotides. RefSeq names its product meiosis specific with OB-fold (gene MEIOB). The record is from RefSeq and is a predicted model, not a curated record. Gene Ontology annotation, molecular function: single-stranded DNA 3'-5' DNA exonuclease activity; single-stranded DNA binding. The transcript is spliced from 14 exons. Gene Ontology annotation, biological process: resolution of meiotic recombination intermediates. Lineage: Eukaryota; Metazoa; Chordata; Aves; Psittaciformes; Psittacidae. The coding region runs from base 126 to 1559 and encodes 477 amino acids.